UCUGACCGCCGGGGAGCACUGGUGGCUCUUUAGGUGGCGUUUGUUGCUGUGAAAGGCGGAGAACGCAGCAAGUGCCCUUCUGAAGCGCCUGGGAGCCAGGGGCGCUCCUUCUGUAAAAGCGCCUCAACCUAAAUGACUAAAUGCAGGCUGCCAAGGUUAUUUCUUCCUUGAGGCAGAAAAAAAGAGAACUGUGAUUGAAGGGAACAAGUCAUACAAUGGUGGAGGAAUAGGUUCUUCAAAUAGGAUCAUGGACUUCUUGGAGGAGCCAAUACCAGGUGUAGGUACCUAUGAUGAUUUCAACACAAUUGAUUGGGUGAGAGAGAAGUCUCGAGACCGGGAUAGACACCGAGAGAUCACCAAUAAAAGCAAAGAGUCAACAUGGGCCUUAAUUCACAGUGUGAGCGAUGCAUUUUCCGGCUGGUUGUUGAUGCUCCUUAUUGGACUUUUAUCAGGUUCCUUAGCUGGCCUGAUAGACAUCUCUGCUCAUUGGAUGACAGACUUAAAAGAAGGCAUAUGCACAGGAGGGUUCUGGUUUAACCAUGAACACUGUUGCUGGAACUCUGAACAUGUCACCUUUGAAGACAGAGACAAAUGUCCAGAGUGGAAUAGUUGGUCCCAACUUAUCAUCAACACAGAUGAGGGGGCCUUUGCCUACAUAGUCAAUUAUUUCAUGUAUGUCCUCUGGGCUCUCCUAUUUGCCUUCCUUGCUGUAUCUCUUGUCAAGGUGUUUGCACCUUAUGCCUGUGGCUCUGGAAUUCCUGAGAUAAAAACUAUCUUGAGUGGUUUCAUUAUUAGGGGCUAUUUGGGUAAGUGGACCCUGGUUAUCAAAACCAUCACCUUGGUGCUGGCAGUGUCCUCUGGCUUGAGCCUGGGCAAAGAGGGCCCCCUAGUGCACGUGGCUUGCUGCUGUGGGAACAUCCUUUGCCACUGCUUCAACAAAUACAGGAAGAAUGAAGCCAAACGCAGAGAGGUCUUAUCAGCUGCAGCUGCUGCUGGUGUAUCUGUAGCUUUUGGGGCACCUAUCGGAGGAGUGUUAUUCAGUCUGGAAGAGGUCAGCUACUAUUUUCCCCUCAAAACUUUGUGGCGUUCAUUCUUUGCUGCCCUGGUGGCAGCAUUUACUCUACGCUCCAUCAAUCCAUUUGGGAACAGCCGCCUAGUUCUGUUUUAUGUGGAGUUUCACACCCCGUGGCAUCUCUUUGAGCUUGUACCAUUCAUUCUGCUGGGCAUAUUUGGUGGUCUGUGGGGAGCUCUGUUUAUCCGCACAAACAUUGCCUGGUGUCGGAAGCGUAAGACCACUCAGUUGGGCAAGUAUCCCGUCAUAGAGGUACUCAUCGUGACAGCCAUCACUGCCAUCCUGGCUUUCCCCAAUGAAUAUACCCGAAUGAGUACAAGUGAGCUCAUUUCUGAGCUGUUCAAUGACUGUGGCCUUCUGGACUCCUCCAAGCUGUGUGAUUAUGAGAAUCGUUUUAAUACAAGCAAGGGCGGUGAACUGCCUGACAGACCGGCUGGCGUGGGAGUCUACAGUGCCAUGUGGCAGCUGGCUUUGACACUCAUCCUGAAAAUUGUCAUUACUAUAUUCACCUUUGGCAUGAAGAUCCCUUCUGGCCUCUUUAUCCCUAGCAUGGCUGUUGGUGCUAUAGCAGGUCGGCUUUUAGGAGUAGGAAUGGAACAACUGGCUUAUUACCACCAUGACUGGACAAUCUUUAAUAGUUGGUGUAGUCAGGGAGCUGAUUGCAUCACCCCUGGUCUUUAUGCGAUGGUUGGGGCUGCUGCCUGCUUAGGGGGUGUGACUCGCAUGACUGUUUCUCUUGUUGUCAUAAUGUUUGAACUGACUGGCGGCUUGGAAUAUAUUGUGCCUCUGAUGGCUGCAGCCAUGACAAGCAAGUGGGUGGCAGAUGCACUUGGACGGGAGGGCAUUUAUGAUGCCCAUAUCCGUCUCAAUGGAUACCCCUUUCUUGAAGCCAAAGAAGAGUUUGCUCAUAAGACCCUGGCAAUGGAUGUGAUGAAACCCCGGAGAAAUGAUCCUUUGUUGACUGUCCUGACUCAGGACAGUAUGACUGUGGAAGAUGUAGAAACCAUAAUCAGUGAAACCACUUACAGUGGCUUCCCAGUGGUGGUGUCCCGGGAGUCUCAAAGACUUGUAGGCUUUGUCCUUCGAAGAGAUCUGAUUAUUUCAAUUGAAAAUGCUCGGAAGAAACAGGAUGGAGUUGUGAGCACUUCUAUCAUUUAUUUCACUGAGCAUUCUCCUCCAAUGCCACCAUACACUCCACCUACCCUGAAGCUUCGGAACAUCCUGGAUCUCAGCCCCUUCACUGUGACUGACCUGACACCCAUGGAGAUCGUAGUGGAUAUCUUCCGCAAGCUGGGACUACGACAGUGCCUGGUUACACACAAUGGGCGUUUGCUUGGAAUCAUUACCAAAAAGGAUGUGUUAAAGCAUAUAGCACAGAUGGCGAACCAAGAUCCUGAUUCCAUUCUCUUCAACUAGAAUCAUGGGGUUGUUCUGGAUAUAAAACAGGAAGGACAUUGCAGACCAUGGAUAUAUUUUAUUAACUGGGUACCCAAAACACAUUUCCCAUAUUUGGAUGGUGAAGUCAUAUUAGCGUGUUGUCUCUUUCCUACAAGUUAACCAGUUGCACUACAUAAUCUCUGGAAAUUAAUCUUCUCUUUAGGAGAAAAUACAGUUAGGCUUCUGUGAUACUGCAUUAGGAAGAUCUCAUGAAAGAGUAAACAAGAUUGCUGUGGUUUAAUUAUAUUUGUUUUUUUUUUUAAAUAUUUUUUUAAUUUAAAAGUAAUCGUUAGCCAAUAUGCAAUCACUGAAAACUAUGCAAGAAAAAUUCCAACCGUCCUGACCUAUAGCCUGCAGGAAACUCAUGAAAAAGUUACUUUUGGUGGAUCUAACUGUCAUUGGUGGAAGAUGAAGUGUAAACUAAGGGGCUUUGCUUUUCAAACCACCGAAAGGAAAGCCAGAAGGAAAAUAGUAAUGGUAUUCUCUAGACUGUGAAGAUUCAGUUCAAAUGUUAUUCUUGUUCCUGUUACAAUAUUUAGCAUUAUUAGUUUGUUCUAUGUUUAUGUAUGUUAAUUUUAAUUUCUGAUUAUAAGACAAUGCUGCUUUAGUUAAUCUCCUCUAAAUGAAUUGAGAGAGGUUGACUUUUAUAGCUUGCUUGUUCCUGGUACUCUUUUGAAGUGCACAAAGAUAAGUUAUAGAGCUUUCUCCUUGUCUGCAAAAAAAAAAAAAAAAAAUGGUAAUUUUCCAGAUGGUAUCUGUUAGCUAGUAGACAAGGACUUUGCCAUGAAUUUGUAGCAACGAAUGAUUUCUUCCAGCUUCCUUGAAAUGAAUGAUGAGUAAAGUUCUAAGCAAAGUCAAAGACUAGGAAUUUCACAUUUUUGUGAGGUCCUAAGUGAAACUCUUACCAGAUGCCACCUCCACGAAUGAUGGUGCUUUAGGCUUCUGGAAUAUGUAAGAACAGUAAAGGGAACUAAGUCUGGACUGCAUACUGGUAAACCAGGGAAGAUUCAGAGCUGCGUCAACAUCCUCAUGCAUUCCUUUGUAAAGACCACCAGGAUUGAAAUAACUAACACUCAUGCUCCUCCCAGUGUGAAGUACUCAUAACAGGCCAGCUGUCCCCAUGAGCAUGGAUUAGGCUUGGGAUACUUUCAAAUAUAUUCAAAGCUUUGGAACAGAAUGGGCAACUGUGACUCCCUUGGGGGUCCUUAAAAUUCCAAAAGGCAAAUCCAUCCUAAGACCCGGGGGUGUGGACAAGACCUGGUGACACCAAAGGUGCUUGUAUCCAAUUGAAAAGGUGCCUGUCUCAAUUUCCUACCACACUUAGAACAGUUUUAAACAAUUUACACUAUAGGGACACCUGGUGGAAUUAAAGAACCACCACCAUCAUUCCAAC
Messenger RNA from Marmota flaviventris (yellow-bellied marmot), 3902 nucleotides. Lineage: Eukaryota; Metazoa; Chordata; Mammalia; Rodentia; Sciuridae. The record is from RefSeq and is a predicted model, not a curated record.